AUGCAAAAACAAGAACAAGAAUCAGAUGAAAGUGACUCUGAAAAUAAGAAUUAUAAGAAAGUUACAGAUCCAAAAAGACAAUGUAGUUCAACUAAAAAAAAAUGUAUAUCUGAGCAGUUGAGACGUAAAACCUUUGAGCCUGUAACACCAGUAAAGGAAUGGAAUGAAGAUUCUUCUUUAAUAAAGUUUGAUUCGAAUAUGAAUCAGAAUAAAGAAAAUCUCGCAAUUAACCGUUCGCAGUUAUCAAAAUUGAUUAAAUCAGAAAUUUUAGUUACAUCAUUUUCUCCAUUAGUAAACAAUGGUACUGCCAUAUUUGAUUCAUCAUUUGCAUAUAUUAAAUCAAGCAAAAAUUCACCUAAAAGUUUGUAUGCUACACCAAAAAGUGCUUUGUCAGAAAUAAAUGCUGAUAAUAUUAAUGACACUAGUACUGAAUUUAUAAAAUUUUCAACACCUAUGGCAAAGUACAAUACAAACAACACUUCUAUGUACUUGAUUGAUUUGACCACCCCGGCUCAAUUCAAAGAAAAUAUAAGUAGCCAUGAAAUAGACUUAAAAAAAACACCUACGAAUGUUAAUAUAUCUAAAACAUCUAAAUUAAAAUCUGCAUUAAAAAGUUUUUGUCCAAAAGAAAAUCGUACAAAAUCAACAAAGAAAGUUAAAAUGACUUGUGGCGAAAGCCUUGUUCCGUCAGAGCGAAAUUCCGGGCAAGGAAAACCAUUUUCUUGUAAGAAUAAUAUUUCUAAACAUGAAACAAAAUUCAUGAAUUAUAUUUCUGAAGAUGAAGAUAAAUACUCAAACAAAAUUUGCCCAGAAUCGAGCAAUAUAUCAUUAACAAAAUCAAAAGAUGAAAAUGAAGACUAUUGUUCAAUUGAAACAAUUGAUGACACAAUAUACUUUAAUGAUACCAACACUACACAAGAAAAUGAAAAUGUUGUAAUUGAGGUGUCGGACGAGUCCACUGCAAGCAUUCCUUCAUCACCAAAAAAAUUAACUUCAACUCCUAAAUCAAAAUUUAGAGCGUCAAAUAUUUCUCAAUCAUUGGUGAAAAAAGCUUUACUUUCUAGUACUAAAAAAAUGUCCAAAACUGCUAUUGCCAGGUCUUUAAUUUCAGAUAAAAGCCCAAUUCAUUUUCAGUCUAAAAGUGCUUCUCUUUUCUUAUCUAAAAAUGAUAAUUUAAAUGAAACAUUAAAGGAUAUGCGCUCUGUAUCACUGAAUAAAAAGAACGUGUCUUCUAUUGCAACACCUACAAAGAAAAAUUCGAUAUCUAAUAAUAUUUCGAGCGUUAAGGCAAAUUCUUUCAAGAAUUCUGAAAGUUUAAAAAAUAAUAGAACAUCUUUUUUGAGAUCCAGUUUAAAUAAAAGCGUUAAUUCAUAUUCCAAUUCUAAGCGUUCUUGUGAAAAUUCAAUUAAACAAAAAUCUAUUUUUCCUGUCAAGACCAGCUCCAAACAUAUUUUCGUGACCUCAACUUCAAAGCCUGCAUCAAAAACAAAGUCAGUUGUGGAAUCUAGCACUCUUAAUGAAAUGCAAAAUUUAGAAAAUCUAGAGUCUGAAACUUCUGACAAAAAAGGUUCUUGUGGUGAAGUCAACAAAAAUUGUAAUGAAAUAUACCAAAACAAUGCGGAAAAUUCAGCUUUAAAUGAAACAUUUACAGUAGAAUCUGAUGAUGAAAAUUUCAGUUUGCAUAUAUCAGAAAAAAAUUGUUCUGACUUGAAUACGAUUUUAGUACAACAACGCGAAUCUGAAACCCUAACAAAUUGUGAAUCACCUAGGAUAACUGAAACGCAAAAAUUAAUUAACUCUCAGAAUAGAAACAAUGUUUUGGUAGAAAAAAUGAUUAACAAAAGAUCUAUUGCAACCCCAAUUUUUAAGGGAAUCAAAGAAAUGAUUAGAACACCGAAAGUUCUUAAGACUCCUGAAAUGGAAGAUAUUAAACAUAUGAUCAAAACUCCUAACUUCGGAAAAACUCAAAACUUUAAAGGGACAAAAAAUAUGAAAACACCACAAAAUGAAAAAAGUAAUGUUGAACUUUUAGGUGUCAAAGAGCUUAUAAAAACUCCAAAAAUCCAUGAAAGUAAUUUUAAUGCGGUAGGCGAAAUGUUAAAAACUCCUCAACCUAGUUUAGAAAAUAGUUCGUUUGAUACAAGAUUGAUGCGAAAUAUAAUAGAAAACGAAUACGAAGGUGUUGACCAAAUUUUUAAAACUCCAUCAGCAAAAGCAAUUAUGGUAUCUGAUAAAGGGAACGAAAGUACAACAAUAAAAAAAUCUUUAAUUUCAAAUGCUGAAAAUAUUUCAAAACCUAUUAAAUUCAACUUGGAGGAUGAAAUUGAACCAAUAGUUAAAACCAUAUUAUUUGAGAAUUCUUUAAAAGGUGUAACCGAGAAUUACACUUCAACACCACAUUCGACAUGUAAUCAGACCUUCGAUGAAUUAAUUGGCUCUCAGAAUGUCGUGAAAACUUAUUCCAGAAGAAAAAAACAGUCGGUAACUGACCCAGUAAUGCUCCUUGAAUCAAGUGGCUUAAACGAUAUUGCGAAAUCCGACAUCCAGGAAUGGAUUGAAAAUAUUUCGCCAGAAAUUACGGAAUCUAAAGAGGAAAUUGUAACAAACAUUGCAGAUAUUUCAAAUGUUUCCGGUGGUUUAUUUGAUAUUAGCGGCAUAGACAUUUUGAAUUUGACACACAAAUCAGUCGACUCAGAAAAUAAAUGUAGUAUUUUACACAAUAUUAACAAAAUAGUAAAAGAAAAAGUUAAACAAAUUAAUAGUCCUGGCGACAAAUACAACUUGAAUAUUCAAAAAUCCUUUUCCCUAGAUACAGACAAGUCUAAGUUUAAACCAAACCCAGAUCCACUUCUGGAGGGCACAUUUAACCUAGAAACGACGAACCAACAAAAAGAAAUUGAGGAAGAUUUCGAAUAUUUUGAAAAUCAACCCAUAGUAAAUAAACAAAGGUCGUUUACUCCAGAAACACAAAUAUAUAAAACAAAGUGGAAUAGAAAAACAAUUGGCAAUAAUCAAAUCUUAGACGAGUGCUUUAAUUUAAAAGUAGUUAAAAAACAAAGAGAAAUGGAAUUGGCAUUUCAAAAUUUUGAAGAAGAACCAAAUUUAAAUAACCUUAAAUCGUUAACUCCAGAAUACUAUAAACCUAGAACAAAAGUAACGAGAAAAACAAUGGGAAACAAUCAAGUCUUACAUGAGUCAUUUGACUUAAAAGCAGCAAAAGAAAAAAGAGAAUUGGAGUUGGCAUUUACAAAUUUUGAAGAAGAACCAAACUUAAAUAGCCUUAAAUCGGUUACUCCAGAAAAAUGUAAACCUAGAACAAAAGUAACGAGAAAAACAAUGGGAAACAAUCAAGUCUUACAUGAGUCAUUUGAUUUAAAAGCAGCAAAAGAAAAAAGAGAAUUGGAGUUGGCAUUUACAAAUUUUGAAGAAGAACCAAACUUAAAUAGCCUUAAAUCGGUUACUCCAGAAAAAUUUAAAUCUAGAACAAAAGUAACGAGAAAAACAAUGGGAAACAAUCAAGUCUUACAUGAGUCAUUUGACUUAAAAGCAGCAAAAGAAAAAAGAGAAAUGGAGUUGGCAUUUACAAAUUUUGAAGAAGAACCAAACUUAAAUAGCCUUAAAUCGGUUACUCCAGAAAAAUGUAAACCUAGAACAAAAGUAACGAGAAAAACAAUGGGAAACAAUCAAGUCUUACAUGAGUCAUUUGACUUAAAAGCAGCAAAAGAAGAAAGAGAAUUGGAGUUGGCAUUUACAAAUUUUGAGGAAGAACCAAACUUAAAUAGCCUUAAUUCGGUUACACCAGAAAAAUGUAAACCUAGAACAAAGGUAACGAGAAAAACAAUUGGAAACAAUCAAGUCUUACAUGAGUCAUUUGACUUAAAAGCAGCAAAAGAAAAAAGAGAAUUGGAGUUGGCAUUUACAAAUUUUGAGGAAGAACCAAACUUAAAUAGCCUUAAAUCGGUUACACCAGAAAAAUGUAAACCUAGAACAAAACUAAUGAGAAAAACAAUGGGAAACAAUCAAGUUUUACGUGAGUCAUUUGACUUAAAAGCAGCAAAAGAAAAAAGAGAAAUAGAGUUGGCAUUUGAAAAUUUUGAAAAUCAACCCAAUUUAAAAAUCCAGAAGUCCUUUACUCCUGAAGACCGUAAAUCUAGCAUAAAACUUCCUAGAAAAACAUUGGGAAACAAUCAAGUACCACGUAAAUCUUUCGACUUAAAAGCAGCAAAAGAAGAAAGAGAAUUGGAGUUGGCAUUUACAAAUUUUGAAGAAGAACCAAACUUAAAUAAACUUAAAUCGUUUACUCCAGAAAAAUGUAAACCUAGAACAAAAGUAACGAGAAAAACAAUGGGAAACAAUCAAGUUUUACGUGAUUCAUUUGACUUAAAAGCAGCAAAAGAAAAAAGAGAAAUAGAGUUGGCAUUUGAAAAUUUUGAAAAUCAACCCAAUUUAAAAAUCCAGAAGUCGUUUACUCCUGAAGACCGUAAAUCUAGAAUAAAACUUACUAGAAAAACAAUGGGAAACAAUCAAAUCCCACGUAAAUCAUUCGAUUUAAAAGCAGCAAAAGAAAAAAGAGAAUUAGAGUUGGCAUUUACAAAUUUUGAAGAAGAACCAAACUUAAAUAGCCUUAAAUCGUUUACUCCAGAAAAAUGUAAACCUAGAAAAAAAGUAACGAGAAAAACAAUGGGAAACAAUCAAGUCCUACAUGAGUCAUUUGACUUAAAAACAGCAAAAGAAAAAAGAGAAUUAGAGUUGGCAUUUACAAAUUUUGAAGAAGAACCAAACUUAAAUAAACUUAAAUCGUUUACUCCAGAAAAAUGUAAACCUAGAACAAAAGUAACGAGAAAAACAAUGGGAAACAAUCAAGUUUUACACGAAUCAUUUGACUUAAAAGCAGAAAAAGAAAAAAGAGAAAUAGAGUUGGCACUUGAAACUUUGGAAGCCGAACCGAAUUGUAUACCUAAAAAGGCAUAUACUGCUAAAGAGAAAAAAACUAUGGAGUUAGAAAAAAAAUUAAAGAAAACAACACAAAGUUCUCGAAAACUUCGAACCCGAAAAAUUGAGACUGAUAAUCAUUUAGAUAAUAAUGAAAUUGGAUAUGAAGAAGGGAAAUGCAAAACAUAUACUUUUGAGCCAGAAUUUAAAACUCCUACUAUUGUUGCACCUAAGACAAGAACAGCAAGGAGAUUAAGAUCGAAUUCAACAUCAACUCCAGUUAAACUGUCAGAAGAAAUUUGUAAUAUUUCACAGAUACAAAUCAAUGAAACUACAAAAAUUUCCGCGUCAUCAGAAAAAUCUAAAAUUAGUGGCACAGUUAUAGAAAAUGACGAAUUGCGAAAUGAUAUAAACGUUGAUAAAAAGGGAAGAGCUAGAACAAGGCAAAGAAAGGUUGUAGAAAAAGAUGAAAUGGAUUUUGCUGUAAUUGACGAAACAGGUAAAGCUAAAGAAAGUGAAAGCGAAAGUAUAAUCAAGAGUGAAAACUUGGAAUUAGAAAAACCUGUGAAAAAAAGAAGUCGCAGAAAUUUGUUAAAAAAAAAGGACGAAGUUAUUAAUGUUGAAACACAAAUGUUGGACGAACAGGUUUCUAAUGAAAGGUUAAACAAAGCAACUCAAAGAUCGGAAAGACUUCGAGCCCCAAAAAUUGAAACUGAUGAACAUUUGCAUAAGAAUGAUAUUAAUUCUGAAGUGUUAGAUUGUCAAGAAUUAACUAGCUUUGAAGCACAAUAUAAAAAUAUGAACAUUGUUGUAUCUAAGACAGAAACUGGAAGGGGAUGGAUAUCGAAUUCAACAUCAACUCCAGUUAAAUUGACGGAAGAAAAUUGUAAUAUUUCACAGAUACAAAUCAAUAAUACCACGAAAAGUUCCGCGUCAUCAGAAAAAUCUAAAAUUAGUGGUGCAGUUAUGGAAAAUGACAAAUUGGGUAACGAUAUAAACCUCGAUAAAAAGCUAAGAGCUAGAACAAGGCAAAGAAAGGUUGUAGGGAAAGAUGAAGUGGAUUUUGCUGCAAAUGGUGAAUUAGGUAGAGCUAAAGAAAGUGAAAGUGAAGCGAAAAGCGCAAGUAUAAUCAAGAGUGAAAACUUAGAAUCAGAAGAACCUGUGAAAAAAAGAAGUCGCAGAAAUUUGUUAAAAAAAAAUAACGAGGUUAUUAAUAUUGAAACACAAAUAUUAGACGAGCAGGUUUCUAACAAAAAGUUAAACAAAGCAACUCAAAGAUCUGAAAGACUUCGAACCCCAAAAAUUGAAACUGAUAAACAUUUGCAUAAGAAUGAUAUUAAUUCUGAAGUGUUAGAUUGUCAAGAAUUAACUAGCUUUGAAGCACAAUAUAAAAAUAUGAACAUUGUUGUAUCUAAGACAGAAACUGGAAGGGGAUUGAUAUCGAAUUCAACAUCAACUCCAGUUAAAUUGACGGAAGAAAAUUAUAAUAUUUCACAGAUACAAAUUAAUGAUACCACGAAAAAUUCCGUAUCAUCAGGAAAAUCUAAAACUAGUGGUACAAUUUUAGAAAAUGACGAAUUGCGAAAUGAUAUAAACGUAGAUAAAAAGGGAAGAACUAGAACAAGACAAAGAAAGGUUGAUGAAAAAGAUAAAAUGGAUUUUGUUGCAAAUGGCGAAUCAAAUAGAGUUAAAGAAAAGGAAAGUGAAACGAAAGGCAGAAGUAUAAUCAAGAGUGAUAACUUGGAAUCAGAAGAACCUGUAAAAAAAAGAGGUCGCCGAAAUUUAAUUAAAAAAAAUGACGAAGUCAUUAAUGUUGAAACACAAAUGUUAGACGAACAGGUUUCUGAUAAAAAGUCAAACAAAGCAUCUCAAAGAUCUGGAAGGCUUCGAACCCGAAAAAUUGAAAUUGAUAACCAUUCGGAUGAGAAUGAUAUUAAUGCUAAAGGGAUAGACAGCAAAGAAUCAACUAACUUUGAGGAACAAUAUAAAAUUAUUAACAUUGUUGUAUCUAAGACAGGAACUGGAAGGGGAUUAAUAUCGAAUUCAACGUCAACUCCAGUAAAAUUUGUUGAAGAAAAUUGUAAUAUUUCACAAAUACAAAUCAAUGAUACCACAAAAAGUUCCGCGUCAUCAGAAAAAUCUAAAAUUAACGGUACAAUUAUAGAAAGUGACACAAAUGAAGACAAAAAGCUAACAACUAGAACAAGGCAAAAAAAGGUUUUAGAAAAAGACAAAUUGGUUGAAAGUGGCAUAUUAUUAAGCACAACUAAAGAAAAUGAAAACAAAACCAAAACCGAAAGCAUAAGCGAAAGUGAAAAAAUAGAAUUAGAAGAACCUGUAAAAAAAAGAGGUCGCCGAAAUUUGUUAAAAAUUAAAAACAACCAAAGCAAUAAUAUUGAAACGCAAAUGUUAAAUGAACAGAUUGCAACAAAAUUAGGUGAUCCCGUGAAAUCAACGGAAUUAGAUGAAAACAUAAAUACAUCAUUCCGAAGAUCCAAAAGACUUCGAAAUCGAAAAGUCAUAUCUGAUAGCCACUCCGAUAGUAUUGAUACGGAAAUUUCAGAAAAAGAAAUCACUCAUAUAGAAAAAAGAUCAACUAGACGAAGAAAAUAAAUUUUCGUUUAAUAAACUUUUAAACUUUUACACCAAUAAAUGAUUUUUGAAGGUCAUUUAGGACAGGAAAAAUUAGAUUUUAAAAAAUUGUUAUUAUAACUUUUGGUAUGCGUCGGUUUCUUUUUAUAUAUUUUUUUUUUUGUUUUGUAUAAACCUUUUUAAUUUUUAUAUUGAAACUUUGAUCAGUUUUUAACCGAUUUUGUAUAAGUUUUGUAUGUUUUAAUUAAAGAUUUUAUUGAUU
This is a messenger RNA of Condylostylus longicornis, 7786 nucleotides long. RefSeq lists its product as uncharacterized. Bases 1 to 7545 code for a protein of 2514 amino acids. The transcript has 2 exons. The record is from RefSeq and is a predicted model, not a curated record. NCBI's taxonomy places the organism in Eukaryota, Metazoa, Arthropoda, Insecta, Diptera, Dolichopodidae.